UCUUAGCCAUUAAUGGAACCCAUCUCAAUUAGCAGCAUCCAUCUAUUAGUUCAGCCAGUUCCAUCUUUCUAUAAAAGACUGCUUUUAGCCGGUUGGUGGUUUGACAUCCUUCCAGCUCACAGUAAUCAUUUUCUUGGCAGUCAGCAAAGGAAUCCUUAAUACGUAUCUCUGGCAUAUGUUAUACUGGUCUUUACGUGUAGCUCCCAACAAAACAUAUAUACGUACAUAUGUGGGCAAGAUAAGAGGUGUGUUAAAGUGGGCGGCUGUGGCUGAGGGGGUAGAGUGGUCGUCCUCGAACCUGAAGGUCGGCAGUUUGAUCCCCAGUUUGACCCAUCUGCAAGCCGAAGUGUCCUUGGGCAAGAUGCUGAACCCCGAAUGCCCCCCCUAUAGAAUAAGAUGCACUGUAUGAAUGUUUGUGUGGAUGGGUGAAUGUAAACCUGUACUGUAAAGCGCUUUGAGUGGUCAUCAAGACUAGAAAAGCGCUAUACAGAUACAAAACCAUUACCAUUCAGAUAUUUCAUUUCCAGUCAAAUUCUUUUCAUAAUGUGAGUUUGCACAUAAGUAUUCCCAUAUGUUGAGUCAGGUACAUUUACAGAACGGAUAUCUACAAAUUUUACAGUGUUUGAUUGAAAUUGAAAAAUGAAGGGUCUUGGUGGAGGUAAGUGCUCAACUUUCAUUCUGCCUCUCAACGAGAGGGAUUUGAAGACUGAAUUUGACUCAACUGCCUUGCUGUUGUAUACAGUAUUUAUCAAAAUAUAAAGAACAAAACUUAGGUAUUUACUUAAUUUGUGAUCUGCGUUCUUAAAAUAAUGUAAGAACUAUUGAAAUACUCCAGUUUAAGGUAAACUGUAGUUAAAAUAAAUUAUUUAACUGAAUUUCCAGAUCCUAAACCCUAAAUCCACCAAGUGACAUGCAGAGAAAGAACAGAGAAGAAAUGUUAUAUCCGUCCUAAUAACUGAGAUGAGGAAGGAAAUGGGCAUUGUGGGAAGAACUGCAGCAAAUGCUCCAACACAACGCUCAGCCCUCUGAGGCAGGGCCGUGCCUUGUGAUUGGUCCACACUCUGAUAAGUUUCCGCAUCUCCCCCUGUGAGCAAGGCUCAGCUUAUUAAACAGCAUGGCCACUGCAGAGAAGGUGAUCCGCUGCAGAGCUGCAGUAGCAUGGGAGGCCGGGAAACCUCUUGUGAUGGAGGAGGUGGAGGUGGCGCCUCCUAAAGCAGGGGAGGUUCGGCUCAAGGUUGUGGCCACAGGGAUCUGCCACACUGACUCCUACACCCUGAGUGGCUCGGACCCUGAGGGAGUUUUCCCCUCGGUGCUGGGCCACGAGGGAGCUGGUAUCGUGGAGAGUGUCGGAGAUGGAGUCGUCAAGUUUCAACCAGGGGACACGGUCAUACCGUUAUAUGUCCCACAAUGUGGAGAGUGCAAGUUCUGCAAAAAUCCCAAAACCAACCUCUGCCAAAAGAUCAGGCUCACUCAGGGCAAAGGCUUGAUGCCAGAUGGGACGACUCGAUUCUCCUGCAAAGGCAAAAGCCUCUUCCACUUCAUGGGCUGCAGCACGUUCUCUGAGUACACUGUGGUGGCCGAGAUCUCUCUGGCCAAAGUGGACCACAGGGCCCCGCUGGACAAGGUUUGUCUGCUGGGCUGUGGCAUCACCACCGGAUAUGGAGCUGCUAUAAAUACGGCCAAGGUGGAGGCUGGGUCGACCUGUGCAGUGUUUGGCCUGGGGGCACUGGGCCUCGCAGCCAUAAUGGGCUGUAAAGCAGCCGGGGCCGCUCGGAUUAUUGGCGUCGAUCUAAACCCUGACAAGUUCCCCACUGCUCAAGAGUUCGGGGCCACGGACAUGGUGAACCCGAAGGAGCACAGCAAGCCAAUCCAAGAGGUGCUGGUGGAGAUGACGGACGGAGGCGUGGACUACUCCUUCGAAUGUGUGGGCAAUGUGGCAAUCAUGAGAGCAGCUCUGGAGGCAUGCCAUAAAGGAUGGGGCACAAGCAUAAUCAUCGGGGUGGCAGCUGCCGGCCAGGAGAUCUCCACCCGACCCUUUCAGCUGGUGACUGGACGCACCUGGAAAGGCACUGCCUUCGGAGGAUACAAGAGUGUGGACAGUGUUCCCAAACUGGUGGACGAGUACAUGAACAAGAAGCUGAAAGUGGAUGAAUUUGUAACUCACACUUUGCCCUUUGAGAAGAUCAAGGAUGGUUUCGAUCUCAUGCAUGCUGGGAAGUGCAUCCGUGUGGUCCUCCAGUUCUAGAUGCAGAGGAGCACUGAAAACACAAUGGAAGUCCAUGUUGUGCUGAGUCAAAUAAAUAAUCCUUAAAUUCA
Molecule: messenger RNA, 2316 nt
Organism: Platichthys flesus (European flounder)
Lineage: Eukaryota; Metazoa; Chordata; Actinopteri; Pleuronectiformes; Pleuronectidae
Product: alcohol dehydrogenase class-3 chain L
Exons: 9
Coding region: 1115-2245 (376 amino acids)
Biological process (GO): formaldehyde catabolic process
Cellular component (GO): cytosol
Molecular function (GO): zinc ion binding; S-(hydroxymethyl)glutathione dehydrogenase [NAD(P)+] activity
Source: RefSeq, a predicted model, not a curated record